Molecule: messenger RNA, 1421 nt
Organism: Spea bombifrons (plains spadefoot toad)
Lineage: Eukaryota; Metazoa; Chordata; Amphibia; Anura; Pelobatidae
Gene: KCNMB3
Product: potassium calcium-activated channel subfamily M regulatory beta subunit 3
Exons: 4
Coding region: 220-1137 (305 amino acids)
Biological process (GO): potassium ion transport; detection of calcium ion
Cellular component (GO): membrane; voltage-gated potassium channel complex
Molecular function (GO): potassium channel regulator activity; calcium-activated potassium channel activity
Source: RefSeq, a predicted model, not a curated record
CCUGUUAUCUUCGUAGGAGACAAACCCUUUCUUGACCAUUACGACAUCUUGCCUAUGCUUUACAGUUUUUAAGCAUGUAAAUUUGGAACACUGCGAUAACAGCAAAUAAUAGCAGAUAGACACAUCUGGUGGCCCGUGUGCUGAAGAGGAGGAAUCGUGUUGGGGCUUAUGGCUGGAGUUUGGCCUUAGCUGGUUCUAUUUAGCUUACCCUUAUAGUUGAUGGCCCUGCUAAAAGAGGAGAUGUGGAUGCAGUCAGUGCAGCAAAGGCAGUCAUUCAGCGUGCCAAUCCAGACCACCCUGCAAAGCAGCCGAAGGCAGCGCUACACCAGGGAAGCCUUUUCCUCAGUACCUGGAAGGGCUAAGAGGAAGGAAAGCAGCAGCGAUGGGGUUAAACCAUCUGAUAAGGUGAAGAAACAAGUUUCAAAUGCUGGAGAAGAUAGAGCGAUGCUGCUUGGGUUCACAAUGAUGGGGCUUUCUGUACUCAUGUUCUUCCUACUUGGAAUCACCAUUUUGAAACCAUUCAUGCACAGUGUGUGGAAUGAAGAGUCCAACUGUACAGUAAUCCAGGCAGAUAUAAUGGACGACUGGGUAGACUGUUCUUUUACAUGCGGUGUUGACUGUCAUGGACAAUCAAAGUAUCCCUGUCUUCAGAUACUGGUCAAUGUGUCCCACUCGGGAGAGGUAGCUUUACUGCACUACAACGAGGAGGCCAUCCAAACGAACCCCAAAUGCUUUUAUGUCCCCACGUGCCAGCGGGAUAAGAUUAAUUUACUGGAUGGAGUCAUGGAUGUGAAAGAAUACUUUGACCGAAAAAAUGACACACCUUUUGCUUGUUUCCAUCAACAAGACCGCAAACCUGAAGAUGUCAUCCUCAUAAAGAAGUACGACAGAUGGGUGGUCUUCCACUGCCUGUUCUGGCCGACUCUGAUGCUCAUGGGAGGAGCCUCUAUUGUAGGAAUGGUUAAACUAACUCAGCAUCUCUCCCUGCUGUGUAAAGUCUACUGCAGCUCAACAAAAGAUGAUGUUGGGAGCGUAACAUCCCGGGCUGACUCUCAACCUACUAAAGCUAGAAAGGAAGAAAAGACUUUAAGGUGGCGGCUGAACUCGCAGAAUAUGAACAAUGCACCAUUUAAAUGAGGCUGGCUAGCAGCCAGAAUGGACAAUUGUCAACUAUACGGAGAAGAGUGUCCUAAAUCCUGUACAUGAUAGUUUCGGUAUCAGACAGUAAGAUUCCAGUUAGAAUAACAAAAUAAUUAAUUUAGGGAAUCUGAUAUAAUUUUUUUAGAAGUAUAUUUUUAGAAAAACAUGGAAACCAAUGUUAGCAUUGUGAAUAUUUUUUAAUAAUGGUUUGAAGUGUUUGUAGUAAAAAUGUGCCCUAAAUGUGCUAAAUAAAAAUGUGAUGCUUAUGCUUUUGCUAGCAA